CCAGCAGGCGACAGAUGAGCCGGUUCCCUCUGCCUUCACCACAGUGAACAGCUCAGUGUGAAGGAGAGGUCUCUAACUCUGUCUGAGGACCAAGUCUAAACUUGGGAAGAAACUUGUGAAUCAUCAUCAUCAUCAUCAUCAUCAUCAUCAUCAUCAUCAUCAUCAUCAUCACAGUGUGUUUCCAAACACUGGAAGUCUCAUCAGGAUUUUUUAAUUUUUAUUCAGCCUCUUCACCUUCUGGUCCACCACUGCAGCUCGACCAUGGUUCUGUGCGAGGACGGUGAGUGCAGCGUGUGCCUCUCGCCGUACUCGAGGGCAGACAGGGUCCCCCGGGUGCUCCACUGCAGACACACCUUCUGCGAGCUGUGCCUGGAGACGAUGUCACAGACCAGGAGCGCCCUGCUGACGGUGCCCUGCCCUCUGUGUCGCCGGGUGACCUGCAUAGGCCGCGGCCUCAGCCUGCAGGAAGCUCUGUGGGUCAACAGCAGGCUGUGGGAGCAGAUAGAGGAGGUGGAGGAGGAAGUGGAGGAGGAAGAGGACGGGCUGAAACAGGAAGCUGAGGGGGAGCGGAUCGAGGCCAAACAAGAACCCUCGUUACAAGCAGAAUGCGUUUCCUCGAGCACCACGAGAGCAAAGCUGAAAUUACCGGCAUUCCUCAGAAAGUUCAGUUUGAUGAAGCAGCACAGAGAGAGGAUCGUACCCGGCAGCAACGUGGAAAUGAAAUCCUGGCGCAGACUUUCAACUGAAGAGACACUUUAAAGAAGAAGAGCUGGACCGAGAGUGACCCGACAUGUUCUCACGAUAUCAGACGCCUCCUGAAGACCGGACUCUGCCUCGUCAGUGGAAGGAAAGUUGUGGCCAUGAGGAACAGGAUCCAUUUGUGUUCCUGUCAACACGUUGUUUUGUCCUCAGCCAAAGGCGCCCCUGUCUCCGCAUUAUUUAUUCUAGGCUUGAUUCUCCCAGCUGGUGCUGUGGGAUUUGGUUCAGCUGUCCCAGAGGGGCUGACACCCCGAGACCCCUGAGACCCCGUCCCAGCAGAUGGUCUCCUGAGGACGUUCCCUUUUACAUCCGAGCAUAACUUAUCAUUUUCUUUUAUUUAUGAUAGCAAGUAGCAAAAGUAUUUAAUAAAACUAUUUUUUGAAAGAA
Molecule: messenger RNA, 1146 nt
Organism: Hippoglossus stenolepis (Pacific halibut)
Lineage: Eukaryota; Metazoa; Chordata; Actinopteri; Pleuronectiformes; Pleuronectidae
Exons: 4
Coding region: 262-759 (165 amino acids)
Biological process (GO): protein ubiquitination
Molecular function (GO): ubiquitin protein ligase activity
Source: RefSeq, a predicted model, not a curated record